Messenger RNA from Dentiscutata heterogama, 129 nucleotides. NCBI's taxonomy places the organism in Eukaryota, Fungi, Glomeromycota, Glomeromycetes, Diversisporales, Gigasporaceae. The record is from the annotation of a GenBank genome assembly.
GUUAGCACAAGAGAUAGAGCUGAGUAGAGAAACUCAAGCCCAAGAAGGUGCUUUGAAUAGGUCAAGAAGAAACUCUUAUUUAACCAAAGAACCAACUGAGGAUCCUGUUUCAAGAAGGAAAGAGAAGGA